Molecule: messenger RNA, 5439 nt
Organism: Eleginops maclovinus (Patagonian blennie)
Lineage: Eukaryota; Metazoa; Chordata; Actinopteri; Perciformes; Eleginopidae
Product: complement C3-like
Exons: 41
Coding region: 43-5148 (1701 amino acids)
Cellular component (GO): extracellular region
Molecular function (GO): protein binding; endopeptidase inhibitor activity
Source: RefSeq, a predicted model, not a curated record
CUGUCUGUGGUCACAGUCCACUGAGGCUUCCAGUCUGCCAACAUGGCUCGCUGGACUCUACUUCACUUUUUAUUUUUCUUGCUUCUCUGCAGCUCCAGAGCCAUAGUUCAUACUUCAAAAAGGUUCACUAUGCUGGCUCCAAACAUGCUGAGGACAGACAGCACGGAGAACAUCUACCUCCAGGCAAAAGGUCUGUCCACUUCCAUCACUGCCUCCAUCUCUAUCAUGGACUUCAGCAAGUCCACAAUGCUCCUGCAGGACUCUGUGAUGCUCAAUCUGGAGAAUGGAUUCAACACUCUCAAGUCUAUACAGGUUCCCUCAGAUCAUUUGAAGCGCAAGAAGUGGGGGAACACGUAUGUGUAUCUGAAGGUGGAUUUUGGGGACUACCACUCGAUGGAGGAGAUACUGAUGGUGUCCUUUCACUCUGGAUACAUCUUCAUCCAGACAGAAAAACCCAUCUAUAGACCCGGAGAUACUGUUCGAUUCAGAGCGUUCACGUCCUCUCCGUCUUUUAAGGCUUUCAACAGCACCAUCACAAUAUAUCUUAAGAAUCCCGAUGGUGUGGUGGUUAACAAAGUAUCCAAGGUCAAAGCUGUUGAUGGCGUUUUCAAUGAUCAUGUUACUCUCUCUGAAUUUGUCAAUGAAGGAAAAUGGACGGUGUUUGCACACUUUGACCACCGGGAGCAGAACACCUUCUUCUCAGAGUUCCAGGUGAAACAUUAUGUGCUUCCUGCCUUUAAUGUUACUCUGACGCCCAGGAAACCCUUCCUCGACCUGGAUGAUGAUGACCUGGAAGUAGAGAUCUGGGCCAGGUACCUGUAUGGGGAGCCGGUCCAGGGCACGGCCUAUGUUGUGUUUGGAGUGAAGACUGACAAAGAGAUGAGGAGGUUGCCUUCAGUGAAGCAAACCUCAAAUCUGGACGGAGGAGUGGUCAAACUGAGCAUGGAGGAGAUCAAGAGAGCCCAUCCCAACAUCAGAUCUCUGGUGGGCAGCUCUGUCUAUGUGAAGGCCUCAGUGCUCACCAAGUCAGGGAGUGAUUUAGUAGAAGCUGAAAAGACUGGCAUUAAAAUUGUGGAGUCUCCUUACGUCUUAUCCUUCAAAAACCCUCCAAAGUACUUCAAGCCGGGCCUGCCCUUGGACUUCACAAUCCAGGUGAGCCACCAUGACGGCUCUCCAGCCCAACAUGUCCCGGUCAAAUUAACGCUUCUGGACGCACCCCUGGUUGAGCCCACCGGCACCACCAUCAACAUGCCAACAGAUCAAAGCCCACAAACCAUCAGUGCUGAGACCGUGCAGGCUGGACUGAGACCAGAGCAGCAGGCCAAACAACAGAUCACUGUCCAACCGUUCAUUGCCUUUAGAAGAAGUAAACAGAACUACCUGUACAUCUCCACGGGGACCUACACAGUGUCUGUGGGAGACCGACUGUCCAUGAAGCUGAGCAUCACUGUUGCAGACCCGACCCACAGACAACACAUCACACACAUCACCUACAUGGUGCUGAAUAAAGGAAAAAUCAUUGUUGCUGAACGCGUGGAUGUGGCAGGUCAGCUGAUCACCAGCAUCGGACUUCACAUCACCCCGGAGAUGAUGCCCUCUUUCCGUUUCGUGGCGUUCUACAGUAUCCCCUGGGAGGGUGGGGAGGAGGUGGUGCCGGACUCCAUCUGGGUGGAUGUGGAAGUUUCCUGCAUUGGAGGGCUGAAUGUCGGGUCGGUGGAUGGCGUACGACGGGAUUACAGGCCAGGAAAGAACUUUAGUUUCCAGAUCAGAGGUGACCCGGGGGCAAAGGUCAACCUGGUGGCUGUGGACAACGCUGUGUUCCUGCUCAACAGGGACAGACUUACACAGGGGAAGAUUUGGGCAGCGGUGGAGGACAGAGAUUUUGGCUGCAUCCGAGGGGGAGGCCAAAACGCCAUGGCGGUGUUCUCAGGUGCAGGACUGCUUUUUUCCUCCAGCAGCGGGAUCCAAACUGAAACCAGACAGGCCCUAAAGUGUCCAGGCCAUGCCAGAAAGAGGCGCUCUGCUGAAAAGCUGCAGCUGGAGAGUCAUUACAAAGAGAAGCUGCUGCGCCGCUGCUGUAAGGACGGCCUCAGGGAGAUCCCCAUGCCGUACUCCUGUACGCGGCGAUCCCUCUACAUCACCGAGGGCUGGGAGUGCAUGCGGGCUUUCCGCUACUGCUGCGCCACCUACAGGAAAGAGGAGUUUAACACAGAGAUUCCCACCACGCCACCACCCUUUACAACACCUCCGCCCACUACCCCACCUCCACCCACUCCAUCAUGCCUUUUUUCGGAUGUUGGAGAAAUAACGUUUUGUUAUAUGGAACCUCAGUUAAGAGCUGCAGGGAAUGCUAUUAUAGCGUUACCAGGAAGACUAGGACUGGAAGAGGAGGAGGAGGAGGAGGAGGAGGAGGAGGAGGAGUAUCAGGAUGAGACUGAAGUUAAUCUACGAUCCAACUUCUACGAGUCUUGGCUGUGGAUGGAUGUAAACCUGCCGACCCAGGCAGACGGAGACGGGUUGGCAUCUAAAAAUGUCGAGCACCCUUUACCUGACAGCAUCACAGAGUGGGGGGUUCUGGCUGUCAGUGCCUCACGUCAAACAGGAUUCUGUGUAGCAAAGCCUUUCAACGUCAAAGCAUGGAAACCUCUCUUCGUGGAUCUGAAGCUGCCGUAUUCAGUGGCGAGGAACGAACAGAUCGAGAUCAAGGCUGUGGUCCAUAACUACGCCUACGAUGAGCUGCAUGUGAGGGUGGUGCUGAUGAAGACAGAAGGCAUGUGCAGCAUAGCCUUUAAAAGGAGACACACACAGGAAGUGACUCUGGCGGCCGGAGCUUCUGUUGCGCUCCCUUACACCAUCGUACCGCUGGUGGUGGGGAAACUCCCUCUGGAGGUCUUGGUGCUAGCCAGAGACGCGAUGGGAGGAGACCGCAUCCGGAAACUUCUAAAUGUGGUGGUGGAUGGAGUGCAGAAGACUGAAGUGUGGAGUGUGGUGUUGAACCCGUCAGGGGGAAAUCAGACAGUUAAUGUGCCUAUGGCCAACCUCAAAUCUGUUGUGCCAAACUCUGUACCAGAGACGUUCAUCAAUGUCAGAGGCAAUGUGUUGGCAGACAGCAUUGAUAACUCCAUCAGCGAGGACUCUCUGGCCUCCCUGAUCCGGAUGCCCGGCGGCUGUGUGGAGCAGAACUUGGCCAGCAUCACUCUGCCGCUCAUCGCCACCCUCUACCUGGAGACCACCAACAACUGGGAGAGUGUUGGGGUGCAGCGCAAGGCCGAGGCUCUCCGCUACAUCAGGAGAGGCUAUGAGAACCAGCUGGCAUUCAGAAGGACUGAUGGCUCCUACCCCCCUUACAGAAAGAUAGGUGCAAGUACAUGGAUCACGGCGUACACUGUGAAGGUUUUCUCCAUGGCUUACUCCAUCAUUGGCAUCAAGGAAGAGGAUGUGUGCCUCCCCCUGCUCUACCUUAGGAGACACACAUUUGUGGAUUUCAGAGGGACCUUUGUAGAAAACAAUCCGGUUUACACCACCACCAUGACUGGCGGCCUCCGUGGAAAUGACCCUGAGAUAACCUUGACUGCCUUCGUCUUGAUAGCACUCGCUGAGGCCAAGCAAGCCGUGAUCAGCUGCUUUGGUUUUUUUAACACGGAAGUUAUCACUAAGACAGCUGAAUACCUGAAGAGAGCGCUGCUGACAACGGGGAGGAGGCCAUACACUGUGGCCAUCGCCUCCUACGCCUUGGCUCUGCUGGGGAAAGAUCAAAACUACAACCCGACACAAUCUUUACUCAGCGCUGCAGCUCCAGAUGGCAGCCACUGGCCCGACAGUAAGAACACCUUGUUCACCUUGGAGGGGACCGGCUACGCCCUGUUGGCUCUGGUCAAGUUGGGACGCAUGGAGGAAGCUGCAGCGCCGUUUGAAUGGCUGAACAGUCAGCGGAGGAUGGGAGGGGGGUUCGGCUCCACUCAGUCCACCAUGGUGGUGCUGCAGGCUCUGUCCCAGUACCUGAUCCACAAACCUCCUCCUGCUGACCUCAGUCUGGACGUGGACUUGAGGAUAAGAGGACGAAAGGAAAUCCGUUACCAUUUCGACCCCGGGACUGCCUACGCUGCUCGCUCCUCCAGGUUGCCUGCUGGUAUGGAGAUGGAAGUGCAGGCUCGGGGGAAUGGACAGGGAAUACUGGAGGUAGUGACCUAUUACAACCAGCUGCAUGAGGUGGAUGAGAAAAUGCCCUGCAAAGACUUUGAGCUCCAGGUCAACAUAGAAGAAUCCAGCGAGAAACCUCCAGUAGAUGUACAGAAAUCCUACCAGAUCACCAUCAAAGUGAGGGCUUUAGGACCAGAGGAUGUCCGGAUGGUGGUUCUGGAUAUCAGUCUGCCCACCGGCUUCACUCCACAAAACUCCGACCUGGAGAAGUUGUCAAACGCAGUGGACAGUUUCAUCAGUUACUUCAAGAUCGUUGAUAACCUGAAUGACAGGGGCUCUCUGAUCAUCCACCUGUUCAAGGUGUCUCACAAAGAGCCAGAGAUCCUGAUCUUCAGGCUGCAGCAGAGGUUCAAAGUGGGCCUCCUGCAGCCGUCCUCAGUCACCGUCUACGAGUAUUACAACCCAGAUCAUCGCUGCACUCACACCUACACCCCCAGGGAGGACAGAGAGGAGCUCACUCAGAUCUGCCAAGACAACUUCUGCCGCUGCACGCAGGGUGACUGCUGUGCGCUAAAGAGCGACAGUGAAAGCUUCCUGAACAAAGAAAGAGAGACGUUUGCCUGCACGACUCUACACCACGUUUUCCAGGUGAAGGUGCUGAAUGUCACCCAGAGUUACUACGACAAAUACGAGGUGGAGAUCACAAAGGUUAUCAAGCUGGGCGUGGAGUCUGGAGUGGAGGUAGGUCAGAAGAGGGUCUUCAUGUCUCAUGGAGUCUGCAGAGAUAAUCUGAACCUGCAGCAGGGCUCCCAGUACCUCAUCAUGGGGCCCAGAGAGGACCAAUGGAACGUUGACACUGACACCAACAAGUUCAUCUACAUGUUGGCGAAGGACACGUGGGUGGAGCGCUGGCCGACGCCUGCAGAGUGCUCCAGCAGCCUGCAAGCUAAAUGCAAGACCCUCGAAGAUACUGCUUCUGAACUGUCUGUCAACGGCUGCAGGCUGUAGAGCUGUGUGAGAGGCCACUGCACACCUUCACCUGUGCCGCUGUGAUGCAACGACCGAACAUAACUGUACACACCAAGAUGCAUGGAUUAUUUUAGGGGUAAUCAUAUGCAAUGAAGGACAAAACUGUCUUUUUCCCUACUGUAAUGUUAUCAAAGGAACUAGCACAAGCAAACUGUCUCCUCAAGGGUGUUAUAGCUUUUUACAAAUGGAUACCAAAUAGAGAAACUGCCAUAAUGAUUUCUGUAACAUGAGUUGAAACAUGUUGUUGAUAAAGCAGUCCCAGUCCUAGCA